Ascoidea rubescens DSM 1968 is the source of this 348-nucleotide messenger RNA. It is a transcript of the gene SOM1, whose product is annotated as Som1p. The coding region runs from base 1 to 348 and encodes 115 amino acids. The record is from RefSeq and is a predicted model, not a curated record. Gene Ontology annotation, cellular component: mitochondrial inner membrane peptidase complex. The transcript has a single exon. NCBI's taxonomy places the organism in Eukaryota, Fungi, Ascomycota, Saccharomycetes, Ascoideales, Ascoideaceae.
AUGAUCAUGGCGCCUCCUACUCCUGUUCUAUCAAGAGAUAAUGCUCAGUUUCUCAUUAAAAAGAAACACAUAUCGCUAACUGACAUCUCGCCAGAGACCUUGAAGAAAGAAAAUUGCAAAUUGAAGUCACUAACUCAGUAUGAGUGUUCCUAUGAUUACAAAAACGACAAUAUAAUCUGUCUACCGUUUAAAAGGCUAUUUAAAACAUGCCAGAGUUUGGAUAAUUUUCACCAACUUGUUGAAGUUACAAACAAUAGCACUAAUCAUCGUUUCAAGAAUCAGAAAAAAGAUGCUAUCAGAUAUCUUAAAGCAGAAAAGGACUUGAAGGAGGCAUUGGUGAAUUUAUGA